AGCAUGUCGAUGACUGUAGGGAAUGUGGUUUUUGUCGGAAAUAUACCUUAUGAUGUUUCUGAACGCCAGAUGACAGAAAUCCUUGAACAAGUGGGUCCCGUAAAGCAGUUCAAGCUGGUUAUGGAUUUAGAAACAGGUAAUGGAAAAGGCUACGGAUUUUGUGAAUUCUAUGAUAGCGAGACAACUGCUUUAGCUGUCCAGCGGCUUAAUAAUCGUGAAUUUUUUGGUCCUCGAAAAAUUCGUGUAGAAUUUCCUUCCAAUGAUCCUAGAAGACAUCAGAAUUAUGGACACCAAGAAAAGCAUGGAGAUCUUGCCUCAUCCUCCUUUGAUUCUAGUCACGCAAGUCGAUACCCAAACGCUCCUCCCCAUCUUCGUCCUCAUCCCCUUGCUUCGAAUAUUAAUUCUUCCUAUGCCUCCGAUUAUAACAUUCCUUCUACUAUGCCAACUACUUCUCCCGCUCCUUAUUCAUCUUCUGCCACGAACGAAUUCAGUGCAGCAGCAAAUAUGAACUCUGUGCGCCGAGGCGCUUAUCCAAGUUCAUCCUACCCUCCUUAUAAUUCAGCUUCUACCAUUGCGCCUGCGGUACCUUCUUAUCCUGCUACAGCUACAGCUACAACGACAACCACAGCUAAUACUACUCCCUCAAUUCCAAGCACACCAUCUUCGACACCUUUACCUGCUACCAAAGCCGCUUCCGAAGCAACCCAGCCUUACUCCGUCCCUUCCUCUGUUGCCAAAGUUUUUUCCUCUUUUACUGCACAAGAGUUACUAACCAUGCUCACUCAACUUCAGACCGUAGUCCACGUAGCUCCCGACGAAGCCAGACGUUUAUUAAAUGCAAACCCUGCUCUUCCUUAUGCUGCUUUCCAGGCCAUGCUUUUAAUGAAUAUGAUUGAUUCCCGUGUUUUACAGCAGGUUGUUUUGUCGAUGCGCAACAAUCCUGCUCCUUCUGCUUCCCAGGCUCCCCAGGCUCCCUCACGCCCGGUUUCUGCGACUCGUCCUGAUACUGCUAUGAAAACAGAUUCUCAAAAUAUUGAAGCAAAGCGAAUGGCUCUUAUUAACCAACUUAUGGCACUUACUCCCGAACAAAUCCACUCUUUACCUCCCGCACAAAGAGAACAAAUCAUUGCGAUUCGGCGACAACAUGGUGCUUUGUAGGAAGUCACCCGUUUUUAACGACUGUUUUCCUUGGGUUUUUAUAUCAUGUAUUUGAAAAAGUGCAUUUUCAUUUGGUUUCAUAAUUAUUUCUCAUGUAAAUUUAGUCAUGCUUAUUUUAUUUUUUGCUUUUCUUGUCUCAUAAUAUUAGAUGCUUUAUGAGCUUGGUUGUUGAUCUUUCAACUUUGUCUACAACAAAAUAGAUAUGUUGACAUGUAUAAAAAGUGUACUUGAAUAUAUGUUUUACUUGGUUUCUAGAAUGGUAUUUUCAACUCGUCUGUACAAAUAACUAUGGACGCAAAAACACGUCGCAUGCUAGAAGCUCUUAUUGAUCACUGAAAACAACCAACUUUAUAAAUCAACCCUAAUAGAUUUUGGGAACAUCGUGGAGG
Molecule: messenger RNA, 1547 nt
Organism: Schizosaccharomyces cryophilus OY26
Lineage: Eukaryota; Fungi; Ascomycota; Schizosaccharomycetes; Schizosaccharomycetales; Schizosaccharomycetaceae
Product: mRNA cleavage and polyadenylation specificity factor complex subunit Ctf1
Exons: 3
Coding region: 4-1158 (384 amino acids)
Biological process (GO): mRNA 3'-end processing
Cellular component (GO): mRNA cleavage and polyadenylation specificity factor complex
Molecular function (GO): mRNA binding
Source: RefSeq, a predicted model, not a curated record